AUGCAUGUAUUCAUUGCGGGGGGCAGUGGCCAAACGGGCAGUCUAGUUAUUGAAAAUCUGAUCGAACAAGGUUAUACUGUUACGGCAUUGGUCCGUAACCCAUCGGCUGUUUCAAGCAAAGUUGGCCUAGACCUUGUCCAGGGGACACCAGUCAACAAAGCCGAUAUCGAGAAAUCCUUUGCGCGCCGCCUACCAGAUGCCGUGAUUGUGACACUCACACCCGCCAAAGAAACGUUUGAAAACGGAUCCUCAUUUAUCGCACAUGUAACACGAAACACCGUGCAGGUAAUGGAGCAGUUUGGUACAAGCAAGAUCAUUUAUUUGUGCGCAUUUGGGGUUGGGGAGUCGUAUGCCAACCUCAACUUCAUGAUGAAGGGUGCCGUGUGUGCCACUCCGCUAGGGAAGAAGUUUGCUGAUCACAAAGAGGCCGAGGAAGUUAUUAAGAAAGCAAGUGGAGUUCAAUCUGUGAUUGUGAAACCAGCAAUGCUGAAGAAUGGGGAACCUAAGCAAAUUGAAUAUCUCGGCGAAGCUGGGGAGGAGGCUAGCUUUAUGCCAAGUAUCACCAGGGCAAGUGUGGCCAAAUUCAUGGUUGCGGCUCUAAGUAGCGAGGAGUGGGAUGGAAAGACGCCGGUUAUUGCGAAUGUACAAUAG
Molecule: messenger RNA, 651 nt
Organism: Talaromyces rugulosus
Lineage: Eukaryota; Fungi; Ascomycota; Eurotiomycetes; Eurotiales; Trichocomaceae
Exons: 2
Coding region: 1-651 (216 amino acids)
Source: RefSeq, a predicted model, not a curated record